AAUUUAAAUAUUAAAAAUGAAUAACAAAUGUGGAUCUGGGCGACCACCAAGAAAAAGAACACAUAAUAUUAUAACUAGACAUCAAAGUGAAAGAUAUGCUGGACAACCAAAUGAACUACCUGUUAGUGACCUCCCAACAUAUAAACAGAUUAUUCAAUAUGCCUAUAAGGUCGAAAAUGAAAUAACUACAACUGAAAAAAUUGACUCUCCAGCCGUAGUUUUAAAAGCGAGUGAAGAAAUUUUAAAAAUUUGGAAAAACGUUAAUCCAAAUCUUCCACUAAUGAAAGAGAAACCUCUAAGAAAUAAGGUACAAAGAACAUUUCAAAAAGUAAUUGCAGCUGAACGAUCUAAAGCUUCAAAACAUAAAAAUAGUGUUUGUUGGUUGGAAAAUAACCUUUUAAAGUUAUUUGAUAUAUCAGCAUGCAGAUGUGAACUUCCUCUUUUAAAUUGUGAUGACAGAAAUGUUCGAUGCAAGGGUUGCUCUAACAAGCACUAUGUAUGUCUCUGUGAAAAAAGUAAACAGGUUCCAGUUCUAGAACGAGAGUAUUUAAAGGACCAGAAAGUUAAGCAAGGGCCCUUUGGAACCUGGCAGAUAGGCCGAAUUGAUAAGAAAGAAACAGCCAUGACUGCAAGAAAAAGAAAGAAGGAGAAAAUUAAUAUGAAAAGUGAUACAACACUCCAUUCAGAUAAUGAUUAUAUUAGUGAAACUGAUAUGGAAAUAGAUAACGAUGAUGAUUAUAAAAAGCAGAAUCGUGAGUUUUUUGCAAAACCACUGUGUGAAAAAAAUUACACAGAUUUAACUAACAUUGCCAAAGCUGCCAUUAGGUUCCAAGUUAGUGAUGCUGCAACAUCUGCCAUAGCAACUGCUACCUUGAUAGACUAUCAAAUUAUAACUCAGAAUGACAGAUCACAAAUUAUCACUGAAAAAAAGAUAUUUGACACUAAAAAGCGUGUUUCAACCAUGUUUAGUGAAAAACACUGUUCAGAAGUUUUCCAUUUGAAAGUCAUUGAAGUAGAUAGUAAAAAAGACAAAAAUACAUUAGCACAUAUAUUAGGAUAUGAUCAUAAUGCUGAACCUAUUGUUAAUAGAACAGUAAAGGAUGAACAUCACUUAACUUUUACUGCAGAAAGUGGACCUUUUUCUAAGAAAUAUUUAACUCAUAUUGAAAUAAAAAAUGGAACAGGAAUUACAAUGGCAACCGAAACACAUAAAAUACUUGAAAAAUACAACAGCAUUAGUAGUUUGGAAGCCAAUGUAUAAAAUAUUUAAGAUCA
Messenger RNA from Hydra vulgaris (swiftwater hydra), 1275 nucleotides. RefSeq lists its product as uncharacterized. NCBI's taxonomy places the organism in Eukaryota, Metazoa, Cnidaria, Hydrozoa, Anthoathecata, Hydridae. The record is from RefSeq and is a predicted model, not a curated record.